Molecule: messenger RNA, 2283 nt
Organism: Owenia fusiformis
Lineage: Eukaryota; Metazoa; Annelida; Polychaeta; Sabellida; Oweniidae
Source: the annotation of a GenBank genome assembly
AGAUGUCGUGGCUAAAGAAAAAUUAUUUUGAGAUGUGGCGUAAAGCGAUUUAUUUUCUCAGUUACCACAUCAAAUAAUAUUAAAUAUUUGUUUCAAAAUCGAUUAAUAACUAAUUGCUCAAUGUAUUUUAGAAACGCUUAGCGAAAUAGUAGAUUUAUACCUUUUAGAAACAUUGUUUGAUUUGGUAGUAAACAGUCGAUUGAUUUACUUUUGAGUCACAGUCGGUAACUUCCGUUUCGAAGAUGGCACUGAAAAUGCCUCGAUUAUUUGCUCCUCGAAUUGUACCUAAUUUAGUGCACACUAUGAAAUCAAUGACACUACAAAACUGUAACAGAAUGUUGCCAAAUAUUUCAUGUGUACAGGUGCAAACUAGAAUGUUGUUCCAUGGACUUGAGAGUCCGAACACUGAAAAAGGAGUAAAAAGUUUCGUUUAUGCUUUGGAUCCAAAUCAACGAUCACUUCUGUACAACGAAUUGCAUAAAUUGGAGAUGGAACGGUCAAAAAUAAAUGAUUACCGUCACCAUCCAAUGGUUCACCCAGCAAUUCACCCCAUUGAACAUAUUGAACCAGCAGAAUCAAAAGUUGAAACCAUAGCACCAACAGUAGGCCAGCUAAGACAUGUGUUCAUCUUCAGCGGGGUGCCAUUUAUUGGUUUUGGCCUGCUAGACAACAUAAUCAUGAUCCUUGCUGGUGAAUACAUAGAUACAACAUUUGGUGCCUUACUUGGAAUCUCAACUAUGGCAGCUGCUGCUUUAGGGAACUUGGUUUCUGACGUAUUUGGUGUAGGAUUAGCUGGUUGGGUAGAAGAAUUAUGUAGUAAAGUCGGGAUCAAACCUCCUGAUCUGACACCCCAGCAACUAGACACCCCAUCCACUAGGUGGUCUGCAGGAGCGGGGAGAUCAGUAGGUAUUACAAUAGGCUGUAUACUUGGCAUGUUCCCUUUAUUGUUCAUGGAUGGUAGGGAAUCAGAAGAACAAACAGACUCAAAAGAAACAGACGCAAAAACAGAAAAGUCAAAUGAGGAUAAAAAAUCUUGAUAAUAAGCAUCGUUUAAGUAGUUUUACUUGUACAUUUAAUUUAUACAUGAGUCAAGCACAUUCUGUACAUAUAUGCCACAACUGAGGACAUGUACAUACAUUCACAUACUAGUACAUUUUAAGUACAUUUCCAAUUGAUGUCUUCCAAAAUAAAAGUAUUAUAAUAACAAGCAUAUUUUGGGGAACAUAUUGUUAGCUAUCAGCAUUACUGAGAUUUCAUCACGAUGCAUGAGACGCACAUUUUCAUUACAAUACUGGCCAGUUGAUAUUUUCAUGAUGUAAAAUAUUGGCAAAUAAUGUGGCAACCCCAAGGACAUCUUCCAUAUAUCCUGGAAGCAAUAGUACAGAUAACAUGGAUUAUAGAAGAUCUGUGUUGAGGAUUGGCAUAAUAUAGAAAGAAGAAUAAGUAUGGUGCAUUGAAAAUUGCUCGAGAAACUUGGGCACUCUAGUAUACAAGUGUCAUCAAUACUUGUAAAAGGGUAACAAUUAAUCAUUAGUGUAGUACAAUAAUGAUACAAUGUUCAAAAUCAAUGCACCAUAUUUAAGAUAGGAUUCAGUGACUUCUUUCUUGGUGAAUUAUAUGUCUCAACAGUCGACUUAUCUACCUCAAACAGUUUCUGAUAAUACAACUACAACACAUUCUCUCUACGCAAAUCUGACAAUCUUCAGAUUGAAUGAUUAAAUUUAUUAAAUAAUAUAUAUGAAUGUAACUUGGACAAGAUUGUAAAUAUUUUGAUAUAUUUAUAAGUGUUAAUACUUACCUAGCAUUAUAGUGUUGAUCGAUGUGUUGAGAGUGAAAUUUGGGGCCACGGAGCAUACGUUUGAGUAUGUGCACUGUGCAGUGAGUCCAUGUAAUAAACCUAAGCUUUAACAAAUGUAAGAAUCACCCUACCAUGGAUGAACUACUGAAGGUGAUCUUAGUCAGAGAAUUCUUAAGUCAUUAUUGAGGCCAUUGUAAUGAUGACAUUCCAAUACUUGUAAAUGAGUCAAUUAGAUUGCUCAUUCUAUCUAUCUAUAGAGUUUUAGUGACUAUAAAUGCUUCCAUGCUUUCUGUGUUCCCAUAUAUGAGCAGCUUCACUUUCAGAAUUGUGGAAAGAUGGAACAUGGUAACAGUCAGUAAUAUGGCUAACUAAAAGUAGUACAAAUGUAUACUGCAAGUUGCUUAAAUUUGGUGCUAUUUAAUUUGGUGGAUUGGGCAAAUUUUGAAAUUUUGCCUGCUAUUUAGUUUGGCGGAUUUACCCAUUGG